Messenger RNA from Terrapene triunguis (Three-toed box turtle), 7313 nucleotides. RefSeq names its product ERCC excision repair 6, chromatin remodeling factor (gene ERCC6). Gene Ontology annotation, biological process: transcription-coupled nucleotide-excision repair. The transcript has 20 exons. NCBI's taxonomy places the organism in Eukaryota, Metazoa, Chordata, Testudines, Emydidae. The coding region runs from base 220 to 4740 and encodes 1506 amino acids. The record is from RefSeq and is a predicted model, not a curated record. Gene Ontology annotation, cellular component: nucleus. Gene Ontology annotation, molecular function: ATP-dependent chromatin remodeler activity; ATP binding.
CGCUGAGGUGAGUGAGUCUCGGCGCCCGGGGCCGGCGGAGCUGAGGGGGGCGGACACCCCGGACUUGGCUGCCUCCGCCUCCGGGGCUCGCCGUGUCACUGCGGCGCGGCUCCCCAGCCUGGCCUGCCCUGGCGCCCUGCCUGCGAGAGCGCGGCUCCCGCUGGGCCCCGGCCCGCCCGCCUGGGCCCAUCGCCCCGCGGGGCCGUGCUCGCGCCGAGGAUGCCCACGGAGACAGCGCGCCCGCCGGGCGGGUCGCACGAGCGGAGCCCUGGGGCCGCUGCGAGCGAUCCGGGUCCGAGCAGCGAUGGGGAAGCGGGGACUGCCCAGGGGACGGGCCCGUGUGACAGCGACCUGGAGGGCAGCCCUGGAGCUCCGGCCUCCGAGAAUGGCCCCUGCGGCUCCUCCGGGGUUCCUUCGCGGGAGCCCCCCCGGACGGGACAGCCGCUGUUACACAUUGACAGGCAGCAGAUCCAGUCCGUGGCGCCCAGUGCCCAGAUUGCUGAGCUGAAAGGUCUGGGGGUUGACGUGUACGACCAGGAUGUGCUGGAGCAAGGAGUCCUCCAGCAGGUAGACAAUGCAAUCAAUGACGCGAACAAGGCGACAAAAUUAGCCAAUGCAGAGGCAGAAUACCAAUCGGUGCUGGACGAUUUAAGGUCCUGUACGACAUCUCUGAAACAGAUCAAUACAAUUAUAGAGCAACUUACUCCUCAAGCUGUCAACAGCAAAGAUAUAAACAGAAAACUAGACUCUGUAAAACGACAAAAGUAUAACAAGGAACAACAGUUAAAAAAGAUCAAAGCAAAACAAAAGCGUCUCCAAGCAGUUCUUGGUGGAGCAGAGACUCUCAUUGGAACAAAUGAUGUUGAAUUUCAGGAUGAUGAAGAGCCUGGUCCAUCGUCUCUUGGCAGUAUGCUCAUGCCAGUCCAGGAAACAGAAUGGGAGGAACUCAUUCGUACUGGUCAGAUGACCCCUUUUGGAACUAAGGUCCCUCAGAAGAUAGAAAAGAAGCCACGCAGGUUAAUGCUAAAUGAAGCAUCUGAUUUUGAGAAGUAUUUGGCAGAUCAAGCUAAGCUGUCGUCCGAAAGAAAGAGGUCAGCCCUUAAGAAGGGAGCAAAGAAUAAAACAGAGGCCAAGAACAUUCAAUGUGCAACUCCCACAUUAGUCAUAAAGGGAAAGAGGGGCAAAACCAGAACCCUGUCAAAAACAGACAAGCGACUGAAAAAGCACAUGAAGAAACUUCAGAACCAUGCUCUUCAGAUCCAAUUUAAGAUUGGAAUUCCCAAGGAAAAGAGACUUCCUGAGGUCAAGGAGAAGCUGAGAGGUGAACAGGGGGAUGACAGUGAAGAGUCAGAAUAUAUGCCUGAUGAGGAGCUUUUUAAUCCAGAAGAGGAAGAGGAGGAGGAGGAGGCAUUUUUUCAUGCUGAUGAUAAUUCUGAUUAUGAAUUGAAGACUUUGCGAGGAGGAAGAAAACAUUCAGGGAAGAGAAACCUUAAGGAAGAAGCUGAGGAGGAUGAAGACUUCUUCCCAAGCUCUGAGGAAGAGGAAGAGAAUACAGUAGGAAAUCGUAAAGUAAAGAGAUGCAGAGAUGAUGGAGAUGAAGAUUACUAUAAACAAAGGCUAAGGAGAUGGCAUAAACAACGAUUGAAGGACAAAGAGAAAUGUCGAAUGGCAGAAGAAGAUUCUGAUGAAAGUGACGCUGAAUUUGAUGAGGGUUUUAGAGUACCAGGAUUUCUCUUCAGAAAGCUUUUUAAGUACCAGCAGACAGGUGUUAGGUGGCUCUGGGAAUUGCACUGCCAGCAGGCAGGAGGAAUUCUGGGAGAUGAGAUGGGAUUGGGCAAGACCAUCCAGAUAAUUGCCUUCUUGGCAGGUCUGAGCUACAGCAAGAUCAGGACUCGUGGUUCAAAUUACAGGUUUAAAGGUUUGGGCCCAACGGUGAUUGUGUGUCCAACCACAGUGAUGCAUCAGUGGGUGAAAGAAUUCCACAGUUGGUGGCCUCCCUUUAGAGUUGCAGUUCUACAUGAAACUGGCUCUUACACCAACAAAAAGGUGAAACUAAUUCGUGAAAUUGCAGCAUGCCAUGGCAUUCUAAUUACUUCCUAUUCAUACAUUCGAUUGAUGCAGGAUAAUAUCAACAGCUAUGACUGGCAUUAUGUGAUUUUAGAUGAGGGUCAUAAAAUCCGGAAUCCAAAUGCUGCAGUUACACUUGCAUGCAAACAGUUCCGCACUCCCCAUCGAAUCAUCUUAUCUGGCUCCCCUAUGCAGAAUAACCUAAAGGAGCUCUGGUCCCUCUUUGACUUUGUAUUCCCAGGGAAACUGGGAACACUGCCUGUCUUCAUGGAGCAAUUCUCUGUUCCAAUAACCAUGGGAGGAUAUUCCAAUGCCUCUCCCGUGCAGGUAAAAACUGCCUACAAGUGUGCAUGUGUUUUACGGGACACCAUAAAUCCCUACUUGCUGCGGAGAAUGAAGGCUGAUGUGAAAAUGAGCCUGUCACUGCCAGAUAAAAAUGAACAGGUUCUGUUUUGCCGUUUGACAGAUGAACAACGGCAAGUCUACCAAAACUUCAUUGACUCCAAAGAAGUUUACCAGAUUCUCAGUGGAGAAAUGCAGGUUUUCUCUGGACUUGUAGCCUUGAGAAAAAUAUGCAACCACCCUGACCUCUUUUCUGGUGGUCCCAAGAUUUUGAAAGGUGUGCCAGAUGAUGAGUUAGAAGAAGCAGAUCAGUUUGGAUACUGGAAACGUUCUGGAAAAAUGAUAGUGGUAGAGUCCUUACUGAAAAUAUGGCACAAGCAGGGUCACAGGGUGCUGCUAUUUACCCAGUCGAGACAGAUGCUGAAGAUCCUUGAAGUAUUUCUGAGAGACAGAAACUAUUCCUACCUCAAGAUGGAUGGUACCACGACAAUUGCAUCCAGACAGCCACUUAUAACAAGAUACAAUGAGGAUACGUCCAUCUUUGUUUUUCUUCUUACAACUCGAGUAGGUGGUAUUGGCGUCAACCUGACAGGUGCUGACAGAGUUAUCAUCUAUGAUCCUGAUUGGAAUCCCAGUACAGACACACAGGCUCGAGAGCGUGCUUGGAGAAUAGGCCAGAAGAAACAGGUGACUGUUUACAGGCUCCUUACUGCAGGUACUAUUGAAGAGAAGAUUUACCACAGACAAAUCUUCAAACAGUUUUUAACAAACAGAGUGUUGAAAGACCCAAAACAAAGGCGCUUUUUCAAAUCCAACGAUCUUUACGAACUUUUCACUCUGACCAGCCCAGAUGGGUCUCAAGGGACAGAAACUAGUGCUAUUUUUGCAGGUACUGGUUCAGAUGUUCAAGCCCCGAAACGCCAAUUAAAACGGAAACUUAAAAAGCCAGCUGAUGGUGCUUCCAAAGGUGAACUGCAUCUUAAGGAGCUCAACUCGCCUAAAUAUGACAAGCCAUCACAUUCUUCCUCGACAGGCCAUUUAAUGAAUUCUUCUUCUAAAACAAUAGAGCCAGUUAGAGAAACCAAAGGAAACUUGGAAACUUUCAACCAAAACGGUUCUGCGAAAGAUGGUACACAAGCUACAAAUAACAUAGCUUCACUGAUUAAAGAUGAGGAGAAAAGUUUGAAAACAGCUGAGGGGUCUGUAUUCCAAGCACUGCCAAGGAAUGCAUGGACUUCAGAGAAUGUGGAAUGUUCAAACUCUGCAUUAUUUGAUGAAAUGCCUGGGGCAUCUACUGUAAGUAUUGAGAGCGGACAUGGUCUCGAAUGUGAGACAGAGAGCUCCCAGGGGAAACAGAAUGGUAACUUUGAAGAUGAACAACUAGGUAAUAAUCCUCACAAACGCACCUCAAAAACUAAACACAGUAUGGAUAUGCUGACACUUGAGGGCCACAAGAGUAACCCUAAAAAGCCAAAACAUCGCAAAGGUGCCAGAUUUGAAGGGGAGCGCAUCCCAUAUUUGGUGAAACAAAAGCAAUACAGAAAGGACAACCAAGAGGAGGAGGAAGAACAAAAGAAGAAUGAUGAUUAUGUCUUAGAGAGACUUUUCAAAAAAUCAGGAGUACACAGUGUGAUGAAGCAUGAUGCUAUUAUGGAGGCUUCCAAUCCAGAUUAUGUGUUAGUGGAAGCAGAGGCAACCCGAGUGGCCCAGGAUGCCUUGAGAGCCUUAAAGAUCUCCCGACAGCGAUGUUUAGGAGCAGCUUCUGGUGUGCCAACCUGGACAGGCAACAGUGGUCUGACUGGGGCACCAUAUGGACUAAAGAGUAGGUUUGGUCAGAAAAGGAACCCUACUUUGCUUGUCCCAAAUUCCUCCACUACAUCUCCUGGAAAGAGAUGCAAGGAUGCUGAUAUAAUAAGGAAAGAGAAGGUAAAGAAAAAUGUUUCCAGUGUACAUUUUGACGGGAAACUCGAAGCAGGAGAAUCAUCAUCCAAUGCACUAGAUUCAUCAUCUUUGUUAGCUAAGAUGAGGGCUAGAAACCACCUUAUUUUACCGCAGAGGAUGGAGAAUGACGGUGAUGAGAAUCUUCAGGCUUCUGCUCCACUCCCAACUUCAACGGAACAUGACGAAUUGCUAGUGGAUGUACGAAACUUUAUAGCAUUCCAGGCUCAUGUGGACGGAGAGGCUAGUACUCAGGAGAUACUGCAGGAGUUUGAAUCCAAGCUGUCAGCAGCACAGUCUUGUGUGUUCAGAGAACUUCUGAGAAAUCUUUGUACUUUCCAUAGAAGCCCAAAUGGUGAAGGUGUCUGGAAACUAAAGGCAGAAUUCCGUUGACCCUUUGAUUAGGAGUGCAUCUGUGUGUGCUUGGCCAAAACUCUGCUCCAUAAGACUUUCUAUUCAUCUUUUGAACUGGAGGGUUCUGUUUCAUUUUGUGUAAAUAUUUUAAUCACUGACUUGUACUGUACCUGGUGCAGCACUUAAGUAUGUUUCACUGAAGACAUAACUGACCAACUUCCUAUUUACUCUGUUUAUAUAUUAAAAGUGGCAUCUACCUCACAAUUGAAACAAUACAAAAUAGCAGCACCUUUUCUUUUUAAAAAAUCUUAAUGUAGAUGGGCUGUGGAACAGGUGUAUUAACGUUUUAUUGCAAUAAGAGCCAUGGAUUUUGUCAUGUUUUCAGAUUUUCAUCCAAUUUCUGUGAAGUUCAGUUUUUGUCUAAUUUUCUGUAUGUUACUUGACUGGUCAUGAUGGGGUGCACAUUACACCAAUGAACAGAAGCAUUAAUAAUGAACAGUUUAGGUGGGUAUAAAAAGGUAACUUGUACCAACACAGUAUCAAGAAUCAUUGUGAGAGACUUUCAUCAGUGUUGAAAAUUUGUUUGUAGAGUUGCUGCUUUCCUUUUUGCCAGUAAUUGAUAUAUGUCACUAAAUACUUGGACUAAAUUCUACUGCCAUGACGGUUUAAUUGCAAAAAUAAAGAGCCAGGCAGAGCAUCUGGAUGUCAGCAGAUUGGUAACGGGUUAUAGAAUACUUUUACCUUUAAAUCACCAAUUCAAAUCCUGCCAAGUCCCAAAGCACUUGCCUGGUGUAAUACUUACUACCAUGAAGAGUCCCAUUGAAACCAAGGUGAUAGUAAGAAGUAAGUCUAGUAGUGGGUGAUUGGUAGUUGCCAUCUAUGGCCUCUGUAACAUCACAAACAAUCUCACCAAAAUUGGUGCUAAUUGUGACCUGUUUUCAGUCUUGACCAAGAACUGAACUAGCCAUGGAGAAUGAACUGCCCUCACACUGCUGGCAUGGCCCUUUCGGGUCAGAGCUGAGGCACAUUUGUGGUGUAUGGGGAAGAUUUCCUUGUUGUACCUGUUCUGUGGAUUAAAAAAAAAAACUUCAAUCUCCAUAGCUUCCAAACCAGCACUAAAUGAACAUGAAUUUCCUUUAGAGGACGGAAAGAACUGGAUUCACUGUAGUCAACCUGACUUUUAUUUCCACCACUGCCACCUUGAGUCUCUCUGCAAGAUGCCAGUAUGCUACAGAGACAGAUUUUAAUGGAAAAGUGAUACAGCUCAAUGCCAAAAUGAGAAAAUUGCAUUUCUUUGCAGCACAGCUAAAACAUUAUUGUAUAAUUUAAACUAGGAAUAACCAAAUGUAGUCAGUGGCUCCCCUUAUAGGGAGAAAGGCAAAGAUGAUCAGCUGCAGGGUUUUAUUUGAGUUCAUUAAUAAUAAGCAAUUUCUAUGAACUAACGAUUAAGCUGCAAGUACAAGCAAAACUUAAAGGUGAACGGUGAAGCAAGAAUAAAGUGUUUUACUUUCCUGCUCCAGUGUGAUUUAGAAAGACGGCUCUUGAGUUUAUUCCAAACAGGCUUUCCUCUGCUUGUGUAUUAGCCUAGAAAUACUGGGUUCUUGCUUCCCUCUCUUUGUUGAAAGAUCCUUAGUGGAACUCCAUUACCUGAAUAGUGAUGCCACACUUGAGUUACAGCACAAAGGAAUGAGAGAGGCUGCUGAGUCCGACUGGCCAAGAACUGGCAUCCCCUCCACACUCAGUUUGGAGGAGGGAUUGCCGCAGUUCAGGUUGCAGGCUAUUAUGACAGUCUCUAAACUUGCCAAGGACUUCCAGUGAAGAGAGGGAACCAAAGAGCUGAUAUUUCUAAUGCAAAAAUGUGUAGAAAAUGUUGAGUCUGACUUCAUGCACCAUGAAAGAACGGUAAAAGGGCAAAAACAAACAUUUUUUUCCAGUUCCCUUUCAAGUUGUUUGUACACUGAUUUUGAUUGAAACUGCAGGAAUUAAGUGUUUAUCUCUGGUGCUUAACAAAGAGUUUGAGUGCCCUGUAUCACAUACUGCUUUCAUUCUUAAAGGCAUAUUUCCUAUAUUAGAGGGAGGAAAGUUUAUAGCUCUCUCCUCUGAUGUGUUUAUGAUGUAAAAGGAGCUGUACAUGCUUUUAUAAUUCCUCAACUUUUAUGAAUUUAAUAAAAUGUCAGUAGUAAAAACAAACUUUUUCUAAGAGACUUCCAGUUUUUUGGGGUUAAGUUAUAUAAGAGGCUUUCUGGUUGGGUAAAGGUGGGAAGACCCCACUGGAAACUCCAGCAGAAAUCAUUGUGAUCGUCUAUUGAGAGGUCCAUCAGACCCUAGAAUAUCUUUGAGGAUGUGAGUAUGACUGUAGUCUUAGUUGUUGCAUGGGUUUUUGCAGAGUUUCUAUAUGCAUGGGAAAGUCUAACUUUACUUACUGUGUUAAUAAAACUUGUAGUACAGAUAAGACUUUGUACUUACGAUUGUGUAUGUAGUCACUGUCCUUGGACUUUGUGUGUUUGAGAGAACCACCAAAAAUGAUUUUCACUCAGUUGAACUUGAAACUCUAGCAACAGGAGCUGAAUACAUGGUAGUUUAAUACAAAGUUAUUAAAAUCAAUUUAAAUU